Lagopus leucura (white-tailed ptarmigan) is the source of this 2277-nucleotide messenger RNA. It is a transcript of the gene ST6GALNAC3, whose product is annotated as ST6 N-acetylgalactosaminide alpha-2,6-sialyltransferase 3. The annotation marks the transcript as partial. The record is from RefSeq and is a predicted model, not a curated record. The transcript is spliced from 4 exons. NCBI's taxonomy places the organism in Eukaryota, Metazoa, Chordata, Aves, Galliformes, Phasianidae. Gene Ontology annotation, biological process: oligosaccharide metabolic process; ganglioside biosynthetic process. Gene Ontology annotation, molecular function: alpha-N-acetylgalactosaminide alpha-2,6-sialyltransferase activity.
UUUUCAUUACAGAGAAAGUCUGUUGUUGCCGUGAGUUUCAUUGCAGCAUUCCUCUGUCUGAUCAUUGUUCGUCUCACAAAUGAAGUCACUUUCCCUUUGAUUCUAAACUGCUUUGGACAAACCAGUGUCAAGUGGAUACCAUUUUCUAAUGGCCAAAGGCAGCUUCUGAGAACUCACUAUGGAUAUGUAAACGUGAAAACACAAGAGCCUCUACAACUGGACUGUGACCUCUGUGCCAUCGUUUCCAAUUCCGGACAGAUGGUAGGCCAGAAGGUGGGAGCUGAGAUAGACAAGUCCUCCUGCAUAUGGAGAAUGAACAAUGCACCCACAAAGGGCUAUGAGGAGGAUGUUGGGAAGAGGACGACCAUCAGAGUGGUCUCUCACACAAGUGUGCCUCUCCUACUCAAGAAUCCUGAGUACUUUUUCAAGGAAACCAACAGCACUCUUUAUGUGAUCUGGGGACCUUUUCGAAACAUGAGGAAGGAUGGAAAUGGCAUUGUAUACAACAUGCUGAAGAAAGCUGUUGACAGCUACCCAACUGCCAAAAUCUAUGUGACAACGGAAAAGCGCAUGAGCUACUGUGAUGCAGUGUUUAAGAAGGAGACAGGAAAAGACCGAGUCCAGUCAGGUUCAUAUCUCAGUACGGGUUGGUUUACCUUAAUUUUGGCUAUGGAUGCCUGCUAUGGAAUUCACGUCUAUGGGAUGAUAAAUGACACCUACUGCAAGUCAGAAGGCUUUCGCAAAGUUCCCUACCAUUAUUACGAGCCAGGAAGAGAUGAGUGUGAAGAAUACUUUCUGCAUGAAAAUGCUCCAUAUGGAGGCCAUAGGUUUAUCACAGAAAAGAAAGUAUUUGCUAAGUGGGCCAAGAAACACACAAUAAUAUUUACACACCCCAACUGGACGGUAUCUUGAUACUGGUUUUCUUAACUCCCCCUGAAUAGCAUAAUAUUACAAAAUUGUGUCCGUUUACAAUAAUUUUGCUUACAUCUGGCAGGCUUUUUUCAGCCUGGAUAACAGUAAAUUAAAACCAGGAGACAAAGUGGGUGAUGGUUCAGCUGUUAAGCAAAGUUAACCAAACUGUGGAAGGCAGACACAUUGCUUGUUAUUUCUAAGGGUUUUACUCCAUCCAAUGCACUUUAUGCUUUAACUGGAUUUUUCUUCAGUAGUUAAAAAGAGAUGAGAUUUCCUGUGUUUGCAGAUGUACACAGGGGACUUGGUUGUCCUUUAAAACUUGUCCAUCACCUUAGUUAAUCAAAAUUAAUAUCUGCGGCUCAAUUGCUGUUCCAAAAGUACUGCAGAAAUAGUUUCACUUGUGAUAAUAGCUGGAAUUUCCCACAAAGGAAAUAUGAAGAAAUAUACGGACUUCCAAAGUCUAGUUGUCUUUUCUGUGAGUGAGCAAAUGUUAAAAAACAUCUCAAUACUUUCACAUGCAGCUUGGGUAUAUGCUAAAAUUAGAGAUGAGCUAAACGUGGUUCUUAAACUGCACACAGCUCUCAUCAGAAAAUAUUACUUGCUCAAGGUUCUGGGUUAAUUCAUACCUUCUAAAAUGCAGCUUCAUUCCGUCUUGAUCAGUCUGUACCAUCUUGGAUGAUGUGUUUUAUGUUUUUUGAAAGUGCUAUCCAACAGUUUUGCUCCAGCAGUGUGGAACUGGGCUCUCUUUUAUAGCCCACACUGAACCUUUUGUUGGUGUAACUAACCUGCUGUCAGUAUCCGAGCUGGUUAGAGUAAGGCUGUCACAUGAGCAUCUCCAUUUUCUCCAGUUAUGCCUCUGAGUUGCUCCAACAUCCAAAGGCAGUAUUGACAGUAUUUCCUUCUAGCCACCAUAAUUUAUCUUUCCAGCUUCUCCAUCUUUAAAAAUGGGGAUGAUACCAUCUACCUCACAAGGGAGUUGUGAGGAUUAAUAUGAAUCCAUAAAGCACAUUGCUGAUAAAGAUUGCUACGGUGCAUUCAUUCUUACCACAAAAACAAUGGUACCUGUCAUUUAUUCUUGUCCGUUGGGUAUUUGAAGAAAGUGAUGGCAUGUCUGGAUCUGACGGCAGAUUGCUCUGUGUGUCCUUCUUCCUACUGAGGAUAAUUUGUAAUACUAAGCUCCCCUAGCUGCAUUGCUUCAGAUGGAGUUGAAAGAACUCACCACUUUGUAUUAUCUACACAUCAAGAAGCAGUUCAAGAAUUUUAAAAUAUACUCAUCUCUAGUUGAAACAUGCAUUUCCAAGCUUACUCUCACAGAAAGUUUUCAACUGCAGCAGAUUCAUUUGUAAUAUGACCAUGAAUUUUAUU